AUUUAUUGAAUCAAUCAAGGAUUGUUUAGAAGAUGUGGCAUUGCAUGGAAAAUAUUUAAAUGAUAAAAAUUUAAAACAUUUUGAUCGUCUAAUUGAUGUUCUUGCCGAUUAUCAACGACAAAAUAAAGCAGAAUUAGCCGAUAAUCCUCAUCUUCUAGGAUUAUUAGAUAUUAUUAUUAAAUGUCUUAGUUCACAAUAUUAUCAAAAUGCAUUUAAACAAUUAAAAUUGUCAGCCAAAUCAAUGAUGGGAUAUGAAAAAUUAUUUCUUGUUAGGUGUCCAAGUUAUUUCACAUCGUAUGAAGGUAAACAUCAAGAAUUGUUAACGGGUACUUUAUUAGAUAUCAUGUUGCCUCGUUAUGUUGAAAUAUUUGCAAAGUUUAUUCCAUCAAUAAGCGAAUGGAACCGUUCGUUGAUUCGUGCAGUUUAUCAUAUAACCGAUGUUCUUAAUCAUGGUGCUAGUAUAUCUUCGUCAUGUUCAAAGAAGAUUGGUGAACAUUUAUCAUUAAUUGAUAGUAUCAUAGCCAUUUUAAAUGAACCAUCAUUAAUCAAAAAUAUCGAUGAAAAAUUACUUAAACCUGAAACUAUCCUAAUAAAUAGUGCAAUUGUCCUAAUGACAAAUUUAAUUUAUGAAACUACAAUUCUUGGUCACGUUAAACAAAAGCAAGUGACAUCAACGUUUCUAACAUUAACAAAUUCCAAAAAUGAUACAAUACAAUUAAAUGCAUAUAUGAUGUUGGCAUACAUUAUGAAUGAAGAUGAUUUGAAAAAAAUGACAAAUCCAGGCAAAAUUCUAUCAGCAAUAACAGAUAUUCUUAGACGAACACUACAAAGUGGUGAUGGUCAAGAAAGAAAUAAUAAAAUCGAUUUAUUAACAGCAAGUUUAAAGGGGCUUGUUCAACAUGAUCAAAUUAAAGAAGAAAUAUUACAUCAAAAUUUACUGCAACUCAUCAUCGAUUGUUCUCUGAAACUGGUUGGUCCGGCUAAACAAUCAUCACUGGAAACACUAUGGGCAAUGACGUUUAAUGAAGCAGGUGCAGAAAUACUGAAAAACAAUAAACUAUUUUUAGAUAACAUUAAAGUAUUCACCACACAACGAGAUGACGAAGGAGUGAGAAAAGCGGCGGAUGGAUUAAUUUGGAAAUUGGUUAAAGAGCCAGAAUUUAUAGCCAAGGUCGAAGAAAAAAAAGAAACAGAAGAUGCAACAAGAACGAUAACUGAAGUAGUUAUUACUGCUGAUGGUACAACACAAACAAUCACUACCACUGUGCCAGCUGAAUCUGCCCAACGGACCUACCUAUACGAUAUGAUGAUCUCAUAUUGUCAUGCUGACAAGGAUCUAUGUUAUAAAAUCCAUAAGUAUUUGACUGAUCAAGGAUACAAAAUAUGGUUAGAUUUAGAUAACAUGUAUGGACCAGCGAUGAGUGCAAUGGCUGAUGCUGUCGAAAGUUCAGAAUUUGUUAUAAUGUGUAUGUCCGAUUCGUAUAAACAAUCAACCUACUGUCAAGCAGAAGCUGAAUAUGCGUUCAAAUGUAAACGUCGUUUGUUACCACUGAUCAUGACGAAAGGCUAUGUUCCAGAUGGCUGGUUAGGUUUUAUGAUCGGCUCACGUAUUUAUGUUGAUUAUGGUCGCUUUGAUUUUGAUACAGCAUGUCAAAAACUCCAGAACGAGAUACAACUUCAACGAAGUCAAUCGUUACCACCAAAAAAACACGCUAAUAUGGGUGGUCAUACAUUGCCAGUGAAAACAGCAGUUGAAGAAAAACCGGCGGCAUCACCAGAAGUCGUGAAGAAACCAGAAGUCGUGAAAAAACCAGAAGUCGUGAAGAAACCAGAAAUUUCUAUACCUGCACAACAUUUACAACGUCAACCAAAGCAUACUUAUGCGCAGCUAUCGAUUGAACGAUGGAGUGAGGAGGAUGUACUCGAUUUUCUUGCAAAUACUAAACUUCAUUCAAUGAUGCCUCUUUGUGAAAAUAUGAAUGGAGCAGCACUAAUACAAUUAUAUAAAAUGUGUAAAGCAAAAGCAAAUCAAACUUAUCAGCUAUUAAAUAUCCAAUUAAAAGAAUUGCAUCGUACUACGCUUCCUAUUGCUGUUUAUACACGAUUUCUAAGUGAAUUUGCGAAAUUACAGGACAGCAAGAGAAAACCAUCUUUUGCUGCACAACAACAAUACAUAUCCGAAUAUUUACCCUUCGAUAUUAUCCUUGAUUCACAAGCAAAUCCUGUUCUUACACUAAAAAUGGUCGAAACUUAUGGACAGGAUAUACAAGUACUCGAACAACUGACAAAAAAGAAAUUUAGCAAUUUGCUUCGUUACUAG
Didymodactylos carnosus is the source of this 2320-nucleotide messenger RNA. The record is from the annotation of a GenBank genome assembly. Lineage: Eukaryota; Metazoa; Rotifera; Eurotatoria; Philodinida; Philodinidae.